AUGUUUGCCGUGAAUUGUGAGGCUGCCCUCUUGUGGCAUCCUGUGGUGCAUCACAGCUUGCUCUUGCUGCGUACCUUGAGGCAACGCCACACACUUGUCCUGGAACCCUCUUGCACGACAGCUUCUCGACCAGAUGAAUUUUGGCGUCUCUCACAGGCCGGCAAUUACGUUUCCAUUAAUGCAACAAUUAAUAGCGAUAGUGUCUUCCUUGAAGGGGGCGAAGAGGAGGGAAGGGGAUUGGCUCUGCUACACAUUUCCGAGGGUGGACUGCACCGCGUACAAAACCCGCAGCAUAUUUUAUACUUUAUUUCCUCUUCCACGCUUUUGGAACAAAAGCAGCAACUCCAGACGUACUUGGAUACUGCCUUUGUCACGGAUCAUGUGCUGCGCGCCGUAGACGAUGUUCUUCUUGCACUGAGUACUGAUGAAAUGGAGGUGACGCGUCAGACGCACAGCAACUUGAUGGAUCUUGUCGCCCGCCUUGAGACUUUUCUAGAGAGUGAAAAUGAUGAUGUGAUGCAGGAGACAGAGAAGUGGAGCACAUGGCCGCUCUUUACGACACUGAAGUUUCUUGUAGAGGAGGCCGGGCUUUUGCUGGGUCCAUUUCCUCGUGUGGCAAAGGCGUAUCGUCAGCUGCAGGAUUCGAAGCCCGUAGUUGCUCACACACGGCUUGUGAACCGUACUGUAAACUUGGCGCUGAGCGGGGAGGGGUUGUUUGUACAGCCGCCAGCGUGGCCAUACCGGGGGUUUCUCCGCGAGGUGCAACGAAAACUGGCUGAUUACACUGCAGAUCCUGCCGAGCGCAUGAUGGAAGGUGUUUUGGGUGAGAAAGGGCCAUUGAAGGCACGUGUGAGUGGUGCUCGCUUUGGAUUACAGCCUGUCUCUGCGCGCAUGCCGUGGAAUAUGCAGCGAGAAAAAAUGGGAAGAUCUUAG
Molecule: messenger RNA, 933 nt
Organism: Trypanosoma cruzi
Lineage: Eukaryota; Euglenozoa; Kinetoplastea; Trypanosomatida; Trypanosomatidae
Exons: 1
Coding region: 1-933 (310 amino acids)
Source: RefSeq, a predicted model, not a curated record